AUGGCAGACACGAUGGCAAUGCAGUCGGCAGUCCGCCUGCCAACUCCACCGCCAGGAGUUUCCUAUUCUCCGCGCGCAUCCGUCCCUCGGAAGCGGUCCCCAACCUCGCGUUCACCGUCGCCAGACCGUCGCCGUCGUGCACCGGCUCAAGAUGAUGCUGAGAAUGGCCAGUAUGAGCCAGAUGCGAGGGAAAAAGAGCUGGCGGAACGGUUUCGCAGAACCCAAAGGCUUGCGGCCUCCAAACCACUAACAGAGGAGGAGAAACAAGCAGCUGCAAAGGCUGAAUAUGAAAAGCUUUUGAACAUGCGUUCCGGAGGCACAUAUAUACCUCCCGCAAGGCUGCGGGCUCUCCAAGCUCAGAUAACUGAUAAGUCGAGCAAGGAGUAUCAACGGAUGGCAUGGGAGGCUCUGAAGAAGUCGAUAAACGGGUUGAUCAACAAAGUCAAUGUUUCGAACAUCAAGCAUAUUGUCCCCGAGCUGUUUGGUGAAAAUCUGGUCCGUGGCCGUGGCCUAUUUUGCCGCAGUAUAAUGAAAGCCCAGGCUGCCAGUUUACCGUUUACGCCGAUUUACGCUGCUAUGGCUGCCAUCGUGAACACGAAACUUCCUCAGGUUGGAGAGCUUCUCUUACAUCGGUUGGUCGUUCAGUUCCGAAAGGCCUUCAAGCGCAACGACAAGGCUGUUUGCAUCUCUUCAACUACGUUUAUUGCGCACUUAUGCAACCAGCAGGUGGUACAUGAAAUGGUUGCUGCUCAGAUAUUGCUCUUGCUGCUUCAUAAGCCUACCGAUGACAGCGUCGAGAUUGCGGUUGGGCUCACACGAGAAGUUGGGCAACAUUUGGAGGAAAUGAGCGGACCGAUUGCCUUGGCCGUGUUUGACCAAUUCAGGCACAUUCUGCACGAAGCAGAUAUCGACAAGCGUGUGCAAUACAUGAUUGAAGUUCUGUUUCAGGUCAGAAAAGAUAAGUUCAAGGACAACCCUGCCAUCAAGGAGGAGCUUGAUCUUGUUGAAGAAGAAGAUCAAAUCACGCAUCGUGUUGGUUUGGAUGAUGAGAUCAAUGUUCAAGACGGGCUGAAUAUCUUCAAAUUUGAUCCUCAGUGGGAGGAGCACGAAGAGGCAUACAAGAAGCUUAAGGCUGAGAUUCUUGGAGAAGGAAGUGAUGACGAGGAAGAGGACGAUUCAGAAGCAAGCUCUGAAGAGGAAGAAGAUGAAGAAGAGAAAGAGAUGGAUAUCAAAGACCAAAGCAACACCGACCUGGUUAACCUGCGACGAACCAUUUACCUAACAAUCAUGUCUAGCAUUGACUUUGAAGAAUGCUGCCACAAACUGAUGAAAAUCAACCUUCCUACUGGCAAAGAAUCUGAGUUGCCAUCGAUGAUCAUAGAGUGCUGCUCUCAGGAGCGCACCUAUUCCAAAUUCUACGGUUUGAUCGGAGAGCGAUUCGCCAAAAUCAACCGAUUAUGGGCUGACCUUUUCGAAACUGCCUUUGCUACAUACUACGAGACUAUCCACAGGUAUGAAACGAACAGGCUACGCAACAUUGCUCGUUUUUUUAGCCACAUGCUUAGCUCUGAUGCCAUCGGUUGGCAUGUCUUAUCUAUCGUACACCUCAACGAAGAAGAGACCACGUCAAGUAGCCGUAUCUUUAUCAAGAUUCUCUUCCAGGAUCUUGCUGAGGUGCUGGGAAUGACCAAGCUACAGGAGCGGUUGAGAGACCCGAUUCUUCUACCCAGCUAUGAAGGGAUAUUCCCGACCGAUAACCCUCGCAACACCCGUUUCUCCAUCAACUACUUUACCAGUAUUGGAAUGGGUGUUCUCACCGAAGAGAUGCGUGAGCACCUUAAAAAUAUACCCAAGCCAACUGUACCGGCCAUACAAGCCCCUGUAUCGGACUCUGAGUCUGUCAGCUCUUACUCCAGCUACAGCUCACGCAGCCGGUCAUCUCGUUCCCGGUCACCCUCCCGCUCUCGGUCUCCAUCUCGAGGCCGGCGUAGUAAGCCCUUCUCGGAGACGCCGCAGAAGCUACUCCAGGUCAAUAUCACCAACCCCUCCUCGACAACGCCGAGAUAG
Trichophyton benhamiae CBS 112371 is the source of this 2067-nucleotide messenger RNA. RefSeq lists its product as uncharacterized. Gene Ontology annotation, cellular component: catalytic step 2 spliceosome. The transcript has 2 exons. Gene Ontology annotation, molecular function: protein binding; RNA binding. Gene Ontology annotation, biological process: mRNA splicing, via spliceosome. NCBI's taxonomy places the organism in Eukaryota, Fungi, Ascomycota, Eurotiomycetes, Onygenales, Arthrodermataceae. Bases 1 to 2067 code for a protein of 688 amino acids. The record is from RefSeq and is a predicted model, not a curated record.